Olea europaea var. sylvestris is the source of this 661-nucleotide messenger RNA. RefSeq lists its product as uncharacterized. NCBI's taxonomy places the organism in Eukaryota, Viridiplantae, Streptophyta, Magnoliopsida, Lamiales, Oleaceae. The record is from RefSeq and is a predicted model, not a curated record. The coding region runs from base 77 to 433 and encodes 118 amino acids. Gene Ontology annotation, biological process: regulation of systemic acquired resistance. The transcript has a single exon.
AUUCAAGAAACCCAUAACAUAUUUGUUUACAAAUUUUCAUACUUCACCAAUUCCCUUUUUUCUCGUGUUUUUCACAAUGGAAGUGGCGAAGAGAAAGCGGCCAAAUGACGAAGACGCUGACGGAAAGAAAUGCAAAGGGCAGGAAGAUGAUAACGGCGUUAGGCGAUUGCCGGAAGACGAUGAGGUGGAGGAGUUCUUUGCCAUACUUAGGAGAAUACACGUGGCCGUUAAGUACUUCAAGAAGCGUAAUCGCCACGGUGACUGUGAGUCGACCAUGACGGCGUGGAGUCCUUCCUUUCAACGGGAAGAUUUUGAGGAGGUCAACGUCGUCAAGAAAGAAGGAAGUAUGGAGGGAACUCGAGAUAAAAUUGCGGGUACUUUGGAUCUCAAUUCUGAGCCGGCAGGCGAGCGGUCUAAUUUAGAAUCAGUUUAAUCUAGUCAUUUAUAGAGUAAUUAACGCUAUAUAUUAUUAUAACUGACAACGAGAGUUGAAAAUCAUGAGUGAAACAUGUUCAUGAAUCAUGAUGAAAUAUAUGAUAAUUUGGUUUGAUUCAGUUCGAUUUGACAGAUAUGAUGGUUCGAAGAGGACUACUGAUUAGUCGGUCAAUUUAUCUGCAAAAAAUAGGUAGAAAUUUCUAUUCCACAAGUUUUUUAUUUUUUA